Colletotrichum orchidophilum is the source of this 4908-nucleotide messenger RNA. RefSeq lists its product as uncharacterized. The record is from RefSeq and is a predicted model, not a curated record. Gene Ontology annotation, cellular component: nucleus; TSC1-TSC2 complex; cytoplasm. The coding region runs from base 1 to 4908 and encodes 1635 amino acids. NCBI's taxonomy places the organism in Eukaryota, Fungi, Ascomycota, Sordariomycetes, Glomerellales, Glomerellaceae. Gene Ontology annotation, molecular function: GTPase activator activity. The transcript has a single exon. Gene Ontology annotation, biological process: positive regulation of GTPase activity; negative regulation of TOR signaling; regulation of small GTPase mediated signal transduction.
AUGCUCCGUCGCUUAGUCUCGUCCAUAAGCGAUCAACCCGAGUCCUAUCAGACCAACGACCACAUGUCACCUUCGCCAGGAGAUGCGCCCUCAUCGCCAGACUCGAUUCGCCCGAGCGGCCUGGCGAGCGUUUUCAAGGGCCUGACCGGCGCCAAAUUGACCAAAUCCCCCCCGCCGAGCCUCAAGUCCGCCUCCUCCAUCCUGUCACCCAAAGCCGACCACGUCAACGCCACUCGGACCAAUCUCACCGGUUGGUCGCCGACCCAUAUGGAGUCCUUGCAGGUGCUCAGAAACGGCAAUGGCCCUGUCGGCGAACGUGUCACUGCUGCGAACUCGCUCCGAUUUGCUGUCGCGGAACACCCAAUGAACCCCGUGCUAGAGAUAUGGGAUGUCGGAAAGGCAAUGAUCACGCCGAAUAAAUCGGACGCGGAGCGGACUGCUGGCUGGGAGCUUCUGUCAGAGUGCGUCAAGCACAAGGCCUCGUCAGAUCUGGAGCGCCAGAGUUUCUUCGAAACCCUCAAGUCCCCUGCUCACGCCAACGACUUCCACUUGCAACUCGCUGCCGUUGUAGAUCUGACUGCACACGGCCGAGACCUAUCUGGGUUCGACUAUCAAGUCAUUCCGCAGCUUGAAAUAUGGCUCCGUGAAGCUUAUCAGGCUGUCAGAGCGGCAAGGAAGCAGGCCAGCCGAGACGCCAAGAAGAACACUGGUAAGGCAAGAUUUUCCGCUGCUGGGGAAGAGAAGAACCUGCACCAACUCUUCAAUUUCAUCGGCGAAAUCAUCAAGUUCAAUUCCAACGUAGCCAACGAAAAGUCCAUGACCAAUCUCAUGAAAGUCUUGGUCACCGUUUGUCUCACCACGACCAUCGAGGAGGAUCUACGAGCUUCCAUCAAUGUUAUUGAUACCAUCGUAACCUUCGGUGCCUUGCCCACCGCAAGCUUCAAGGAGUGCGUCCUGGUUCUAGGUUCAAUAUUCUGUCUCGUGCCGAGUCUGUCCAAGAUCGCCUGGCACACCAUAUCGAUUCUGCUGAAAUCGCACAACGGCCCUGCGGCCGUGAGGGUCCUGGUCGAUCUGUUGCGGCAUCUUCCAGAAAAUGGUACCAGCAAGGGAAAGGAUACCAGGGAUAUUAGAGGCGUACUGGCCGUCCUGGAAAAGCUGUUGACGAAGAGCACGGAGAAGGGAUAUCCACCUGUGCCUUUUGCUCUACUCCUUGAUGGAUUGGUUGCAGCUGUUAAAAGCACCGAUUCCGGCCGAGUCCACUGUGCCGUCCUCAAGUUGAUCAAUUCUCUUUUCCGGGAUGGCGGUGGCAACAUCCACCAUCUGAUCAUCGAGGAGGACUGGUCAACGCUUUUAAAUAUUGCUGCAGAAUGUUCCAAAAAGGCACCGUCCGGCAUCCUCAUCAACAGCGAGGUAGCUGCCCUCGCAAAUGAGCCAGACCGACCAGAUGGCGCAAUAGGUGUCGAGUUGCUGAAGCUCAUAGCGCGCCUGGAGGAGCUGGCCGCGCAAAAGUCGGGUGAUUUUGUUCCGCGACAGAUCAUCAUAAAGUUCUUCAUCGAGAUCCACGCUAGACUCCCAGACUCGGCGGCGCGCUGUGUUCUCACCUACUUCCAGGAAUUUCGAUGCUGCUCGCCUUCGGACUUGCAGUGGGAGGAGAACCUGGCUUUGGUCCUGAAGGAAUUCUACGCCAACCGAAGCCGCAGCUCUGAGACCCGCCUGUUGUCGCUCCAGGCUGUAACGGAGUCUUACGAUAUGCUGGAUCUCAUUGGUGAGGGGCUCGGCGACGACGACUGCGUUCCGAACCUGAUCAAAGACCUUCUUCACAAUAUUGCCGAUGAGACCAACCUCCUGGUGCUUGAGUCUGUAGUGGCUUUCAUGGUCUCUGUCGCCGUUUCCUCAGAUCUUGAGCUCUUCAACUACAUUACGGACACGCUCAGAACGAUCGUAGUCAAUGAUCGUCUGCUAUCACCCAUCGCCUCCGCUGCGUCUCGGCCGACGACACCCGUUAGUGGCGAAACAGUGGCUCCUCCCAAGAGUUAUACGUCUUCCGGGGUCGUGACAAGAGGAUAUGUCAAGCUGUUCAUGCGAUGUAUGAACUUGGAUGGACCCAAGACCCUCAAACUCUUUGACGCACUUGUCAAUAUUGCGAAAACGAGCCAUUGCAAGACCGAUGCCCGGCUGACUGCGAUGAAACUCCUCUUCCGACUUCGAGCGGAUUGGGCAAAUCGUGUUUUCCUGAUCAAUGACACGGAAUCCGACGGUCUCGCGGCAGCACUCCUUCACACAGCUUCUUCUCGAGCAAAGAAGCAAGCUGAAGACGCUGCUCAACCCACGAGACCCACCAGAGCAGAUCAAGGCGCUGUCUCCCGAUCUACAAGAGGGAUUUCAUUCAGCAGCUCCGGAACUCAAGACAGAGUCUUUCCGGUCCGUUCUGCCAGCGGGGCGAAAUCGUCCUCCCCGUACAAGCAACUCUGGGCGCUGCCUGACCCUGAGGCAUUGCCCGAGUCUCCAUCGGCGAUUGCAAGCCCUAUCCUAGUAUCGUUUGUCGAGGACCUAAACUCAGAGACCGCGGAAGAAAGGGAGCUAUCCACCGUGGAGUCGAGGCAAACCGCAUUGAACAUGGACUCUUGGCUCGACACGAUUGUGCACAUUAUCGAAAACGGCAGCGAAUGGGAGAUCUACAGCAUGGUGUUGGUUCAUCUGCCCUCGCAACUUACCAACCACGCCAUCUUCCGGAGCGCGGUACCGCAGAUUCAAGAGCUUCGCCGAGUUACGUGCGAGCAAAUCAGGACGAACAGCUUCCAGGAGCCGCCAAACUCCACAAGCCUGCGACGCGCUGAUGUUGCCAUUUGUCUUUUUCAUACUCUGACAAUGAUUCUCAGUUACCACGAAUACUUCCUCAAGGACCAAGAGGACGAAAUUGUGCAAGCCUUUGUCAAGGGUAUCUCGACGUGGGAGCGUUGCGCAAAAUAUUGCAUCCACGCGUUAUCAAUCUGUUGCCAUGAAUUGCCUCUGUCCACCAGCAAAACGCUGGUGCAGAUGUUACAGAAGAUGGCACAAAUCAUUACACAACCCCACGUCGCAAUGCAUAUUCUCGAGUUCCUCGCUUGUCUGAGCAGAAUGCAAAACCUGUACGUCAACUUCAGAGAAGACGAGUACCGCAUUGUAUUUGGAAUCUGCAUUCGUUAUCUCCAGUACGUGCGCGACAAGAAGCAGGCCCAACGAGGCAGCCUACACAGCGAAGCAGCAACACCGACCGGAUCUACUUCUGACCUUUUGCAUCCGAAUGCUGCAGAUGAUCUGCCUCAGUACGUGUAUGCUCUGGCGUACCAUGUCAUCACGUUCUGGUUCUUGGCUUUGAAGCUGCCGGAUCGUGCCAACCAUGUCGGCUGGAUUGCCAAGAACCUGCUAAGCGACGUCGACGGUGGGCAGAAUCCUGAAGAGCAAGCCCUUGUCACACUCGACUUCAUGCAAAGGGUCGCCUACGCGGACGCAGACGAAUCUUCCGAGGACCUUCUCUUUACCAAGGAGCGAUUCGGGGAGAUUUUGAAGCGAAGAUGGUUAAUGGGCAAUAGCAUUGUGACAAUUGAGCAGUCGACAACGACUGGUUGGUCACAAAUUACGAAGCGACAACCGUCGGGAACAUCCUCCUACAUUGUGCAUGAGAACUUCCGACCACGCCCGGCCCACCAAGCUCAGUACAUCUCUGAUGUCUCGAGAGAUGGGCAGGUGACCAACAACAAUAUCCUUCCCAGCCACUUGAUGGUGCAGUUGAUGACUUCGACUCCUCAAACGCAAGACACUGCCCGGCCUAUUCCUCUCCCCAACGACGAAGCGACUCAAAGAACUGUGCGUGUUUUUGACCGUAAUUCAACUGUAGAUGGACACAAGGUCGGAGUGGUAUAUAUUGGCGAAGGCCAAACAGAAGAGACGGAGAUCCUUGCCAACGUCUCGGGCAGCAGCGACUAUGUGGCUUUCCUGAACGGUUUGGGCGCUCUGACGAGGCUGAAAGGGUCCAAGUUCAAUACUCAGGGACUCGACAGAGAGUAUGACACCGAUGGCGAGUACACCUUUUGCUGGCGCGACAAGGUGACCGAAAUGGUGUUCCAUGUCAUCACGCAAAUGCCUACAAACCUCGAACGAGACCCUCAAGUCAUUUUGAAAAAGCGACACAUCGGCAACGACUUUGUCAACAUCAUUUUCAACGACUCUGGCAUGCCCUUCAGGUUCGACACGUUCCCGAGUGAGUUCAAUUACGUCAACAUCGUUAUCACUCCAGAGGCGAGGGCGUCGUUCCUCACCAUCAGAGAAAAUCCGCCGAGCGAAGGGAAGCAUCCACCGUUCUACAAAGUACAGGUGAUGAGCAGACCCGGCUUUCCCGAAAUCUCGCCCGCAUCAGAGACAAAGAUGGUCAGCCUGAGGGCUUUGCCAGGAUUCAUCCGACUUUUGGCUCUCAAUGCCUCCGUUUUCUGUCUGGUAUGGGCAAAUCGCGAAGGCGGCGAGCAUGUCAGUUCAUGGCGCAACAGACUGAGAGAGAUCAAGCGCCUACGCGACAAAUACGGCCCUAAGAACAACACCGCCGGCGUCCAUCAGUCAUCGCAUCCCCCCCAUCUGAGUCACCUGAAUAGUGCUUCGACACCUUCGCCGCCGCCCACAUCAUUGGGCGGCGCAGUCGUCGGCAACAGUCACCUCAUAGCACAAGGUGCAGAUGCGUCCAAGUCUGCGGCCAAUGUGCGCGACAGCUUUAGCAGUCUGCGCCGGUCCUCUGUCGCAACUUUCUUCACGAGCACUAGCGAGCAAACCAGCCAUCGGAGCUCUAUGCUCUCUACCACUACCAACGACACAGAAGUUUCGCCAGGAAACGGACUCGACGCCCUUGUUGAGUCGGUCGACUUCUCCAAGUGGGCAUAA